UAACGCUGGACAUCACUCUCGCUCUUCCCUCACACCUAAACAUGGCUCUUAAGGUUUACGUCCUCGCUGCCCUUGUGGUAGUCGCUAUUGCAGACAAUAUCCCCUACACCCCUCCACGUCCCUCCUACAACGCUCCUGCCCCUGUUGGUCCUGCCCAGUACAACUUUGACUGGUCAGUGAACGACGGCAACUCCGGCAACGACUUUGGCCACUAUGAAGGUCGUAAUGGCUACGACACCGAGGGAUCUUAUUACGUUCAGCUUCCCGACGGUCGUCUACAGAGAGUUACCUACACCGUGAACGGCGAUUCCGGCUAUGUGGCUCAAGUAGACUACGAGGGCGAGGCUCAGUACCCAGCCUACCAGCCCUCUCCUAGCUACAGGCCAACCCCUGGUUACGCUUAACGAAAUAGUUAAUACACAUGUUUAAAUCUGCAUAAAUUAUUACAUUAAUAAAAAAUACUAAAAGA
Homarus americanus (American lobster) is the source of this 469-nucleotide messenger RNA. Its product is annotated as pro-resilin-like. NCBI's taxonomy places the organism in Eukaryota, Metazoa, Arthropoda, Malacostraca, Decapoda, Nephropidae. The coding region runs from base 42 to 404 and encodes 120 amino acids. The transcript has 3 exons. Gene Ontology annotation, cellular component: extracellular matrix. The record is from RefSeq and is a predicted model, not a curated record.